Messenger RNA from Pristis pectinata (smalltooth sawfish), 260 nucleotides. RefSeq names its product BBSome interacting protein 1 (gene bbip1). Gene Ontology annotation, cellular component: BBSome. The transcript is spliced from 2 exons. Gene Ontology annotation, biological process: cilium assembly; receptor localization to non-motile cilium. Bases 1 to 162 code for a protein of 53 amino acids. NCBI's taxonomy places the organism in Eukaryota, Metazoa, Chordata, Chondrichthyes, Rhinopristiformes, Pristidae. The record is from RefSeq and is a predicted model, not a curated record.
AUGCAGGUCAAACUCUCCUUCGAGGAUGUUCCCACAAUGGUACUCUGCAAACCAAAACUACUGCCACUUAAAUCAGUAACACUCGAAAAGAUGGAGAAAAUGCAAAGGGAAGCAGAGGCAACCAUACGGCAACAGGAAUUGGCACAAAGAGAACAACAGUAAGAUCACUUUACACAUAGCACUGGAUUGUAUCUGUAAAACCAACCUCAAGACAUUCCAAAUAAAGCUGCAGCAAUAUUGUAAUGUUUCUUAAAAUCAAA